UUUCGUGCGCGCACCUCCGAUAUCUUAUAUCGACCCACCCCCCGCUCACCCCAUACUCUCCAGUGUUACCCCCCGAGGGGCGAUGCAGUUUAGUCUGUCCCAUUAGAGCAGCGCCGCGCACACUAUCCGGGAUCUGAUCGGCACCAUGGACACCUCCAGGACCAGCUUGUUCUUGUGCUCGGUGCUGUACAGCUUGCAAUUGGUCGGCUCUGCUCGGCCGGGGAAACAGCAUAGAAGCUGCCCGACUCCAUGUGAGUGCGAACAGGACGGGAUGUUGGUGAGAGUGGACUGCUCGGACCGGGGGCUCACUGGGCUGCCCAGGAACAUCAGCAUCUUCACGUCUUACCUUGAUCUAAGUAUGAACAACAUAACCAAGUUGCCUUCCAAUGCACUGCACAACCUGCACUUCUUAGAAGAACUACGUCUUGCAGGAAAUGACUUGACAUACAUCCCCAAGGGAGCUUUCGCUGGGCUCGGCAGCCUCAAAGUUUUAAUGCUACAGAACAACCUGUUAAGGCAGGUACCGAGUGAAGCUCUUCAGAACCUGCGCAGCCUUCAGUCUCUGCGGUUGGAUGCAAACCAUAUCAGCUAUGUUCCACCAAGCUCUUUCAAUGGUUUAUUUUCCCUCCGUCACCUCUGGCUGGAUGACAAUUCUUUAACUGAGAUUCCUGUGAGAGCCCUUGAAAGCUUGUCUGCAUUACAGGCUAUGACCUUGGCACUAAACAAGAUUCAUCAUAUACCAGAUUAUGCCUUCGGAAACCUUUCAAGCCUGGUAGUUCUCCAUCUCCAUAACAAUAGAAUCUACUCCCUGGGAAAGAAAUGCUUUGACGGGCUCCACAGUCUGGAGACUUUAGACUUGAACUACAAUAAUCUAGAUGAAUUUCCUGCUGCCAUAAAAACCCUGAAGAACCUUAAAGAACUGGGAUUUCAUAGCAACAACAUCAAAUCUAUCCCUGAACAAGCAUUCAUUGGAAACCCUUCUCUGAUUACAAUUCACUUUUAUGACAACCCUAUUCAACAUGUGGGAAGAUCAGCCUUUCAACAUUUGCCUGAGCUUAGAACUUUGAUUCUUAAUGGGGCUUCACAAAUCACAGAAUUUCCUGAUCUAACUGGAACUACAAGUCUGGAAAGUUUGACUCUGACAGGAGCUCAGCUUGUGUACCUCCCCAGCGCAGUCUGCAAUCAGCUGCCUAACCUUAAAGUGAUAGACUUGUCAUAUAAUCACAUAAAGGAUUUACCAAGCUUCUCUGGUUGUCAACGACUGCAGAAAAUAGAUCUGCGUCAUAAUGAAGUUUAUGAAAUUAGAUCCACCACCUUUCAGCAGCUGGUUGGCCUUCGUUCCCUAGACUUGGCAUGGAACAAGAUUGCUGUCAUCCACCCCAGCUCUUUUUCUUCUUUGCCUUCCUUAAUCAAAUUGGAUUUGUCAUCCAAUCAUCUGACCUCAUUCCCUGUGACAGGCCUUCAUGGUUUGACUCAUCUAAAGCUAACCGGAAACUCAGCCCUUCAGGAUCUGAUUCCAUCUGAACAUUUCCCAAAGCUCAGGGUCAUGGAGAUGCCCUAUGCCUACCAGUGUUGUGCCUUUGCAGUUUGUGAAAAUCUAAAGCAUUCGGGGCAGAUGAACAAAGAUGAAAACAGUAGUGCUGAUGAUUUCUAUCGCAAAGACAUAGGGCUGCUGCACCUUCAAGAUGACAGAGACUUUGAGGAUUUUUUGCUUGACUUUGAAGAAGAUGUAAAAGUGCUUCAUUCAGUGCAGUGCACACCAUCAGCAGGACCUUUCAAGCCUUGCGAUCACCUUUUUGGAAGUUGGCUGACCCGAAUUGGAGUGUGGCUUAUAGUGCUUCUAUCUUUUGUUUGUAAUGCUUUGGUGAUUGCUACAGUCUUCCGGCCUCUGUCAUAUGUUCCUUCCAUAAAGCUUCUGAUUGGCCUAAUAGCCAUAAUAAAUACACUGAUGGGCUUGUCUAGCGGUGUGCUAGCAACUGUUGAUGCCUUAACCUUUGGCAACUUUGCUCAAUACGGUGCCUGGUGGGAAAGUGGUGUAGGCUGCCAGAUAACUGGUUUUCUGUCAGUUUUUGCAGCUGAGACCUCAGUCUUUCUUCUUACUGUUGCAGCAUUAGAGCGGGGGUUUUCGAUUAAAUGUACUACAAAAUUUGAAACAAAAUCUUCAUUCCUGAGUGUCAAACUUUCCAUUGUCUUUUGCUUUCUCCUAUCCAUUAUUAUUGCAGUUUCACCAUUGAUGAGUGGAAGUACCUAUGGGACUUCUCCAUUUUGCUUUCCCUUGCUUUUUGGGGAUCCUUCUUCUAUGGUCUUUAUGGUAGCUUUGGUUCUUCUAAACUCAUUAUGCUUUCUUGUCAUGACAGUUGCCUAUACAAAACUCUACUGCUCUCUAGAAAAAGGCGAAUUGGAAAAUGUGUGGGACUGCUCCAUGGUAAAACAUAUAGCUUUGCUGCUCUUCACAAACUGCAUCCUAUACUGCCCUGUAGCCUUUCUGUCUUUCUCCUCACUCUUAAAUCUAACAUUCAUCAGCCCAGAAGUAAAUAAGUCAAUACUCUUGUUGAUUAUCCCACUCCCUGCAUGUUUAAACCCUCUGCUCUACAUCCUUUUUAAUCCACAUUUCAAAGAAGAUAUUGGAAGUCUCAAAAAUGGAGAUAUGCUGUGGAGUAGAUCUAGACACACAAGUUUCGCCUCAGUCAGUUCUGAAGAUGCGGAAAAGCAGUCCUGUGAUUCUACACAAGCUCUUGUAACCUUUGCAAGCUCCAGCAUAUCAUUUGAUUUGCCAGCAACCAGCUCCUCAUCGUCCUAUCAAAUGUCUAACAACUACAAACUUUCAGCCGUGGCAUUUGUUCCUUGUCACUAAAGUCAUUUGUGAAUUUCAAGAAUACUUUUUUCUUAGGUGCUCAUGCUAAGUAUAAUGGAUGCCAUGCAGAAAAGUGCCUGUUGAUACCAUUGGGGGAAAAAAUGAUCAAGUACCCUUUUUUCUUCAAUCCGUCAUCGGUAAAAUUGGUUCUCUGUCUGACACCUAGAAUAUUUCACUGUUUUUCUGCUUUAGCUUGCGUUUCACCACACCAAUUAUAAACUCUAAAAAAA
Messenger RNA from Xenopus laevis (African clawed frog), 3084 nucleotides. It is a transcript of the gene lgr5.L, whose product is annotated as leucine-rich repeat containing G protein-coupled receptor 5 L homeolog. Gene Ontology annotation, molecular function: protein-hormone receptor activity. The record is from RefSeq and is marked provisional. Gene Ontology annotation, biological process: G protein-coupled receptor signaling pathway; positive regulation of canonical Wnt signaling pathway; adenylate cyclase-activating G protein-coupled receptor signaling pathway. Lineage: Eukaryota; Metazoa; Chordata; Amphibia; Anura; Pipidae. Gene Ontology annotation, cellular component: membrane; plasma membrane; Golgi apparatus.